Molecule: messenger RNA, 1005 nt
Organism: Colletotrichum spaethianum
Lineage: Eukaryota; Fungi; Ascomycota; Sordariomycetes; Glomerellales; Glomerellaceae
Exons: 2
Coding region: 1-1005 (334 amino acids)
Source: RefSeq, a predicted model, not a curated record
AUGACCCAGAAAGCCAUUAUGGAUUCUGACCUCAUUGACUGGAAGGAGGCGUUUCUCUUCUUCUACUGGGAUAUCAAACAGCUUCGAGAAAACCGUCCAAAAGAAGGCUACAUCGCGGACCGGCUGAUCAUGGAAUUCUUCCAACAGACCAGGCCAUCCAUGGCUUAUGAGGGUCCUGCAAGAAAUUGGAACUGGACCCUUUACCGCGCCAUGAGAGCUCUCCAAGUUCAACUUGGGUUUGACACGGGGCCGGAAACCACUGCGUUCAGUUACGAAUGGCUCGGCGAGAAAUCGGGUCCGACCGACACAAAAGCCCCGUUUGUCGAUUGGGUGCGCCUCGAAACUCAAACCCACUUGCUCUUCACGUACGCAAACAACACGGUCAACCGCUUUCUCGCUCAUCUCGUCACGGAAGUCUAUGGUCCACUGUCUCAGCGAAAAGAUUGGGAAUUGCAAAACCCCUUCCUGACCGAGUUUCAGAGAACUCACAACGUUCAGCCCUGGGGAGUGCCUCUGCCUCUGCCAGGUGCGAGUGAGGCCCUAGACCAGAUUGAGUGGCCGGACGCCCCCAUCCUUGCCAGCAAGUCAGGCUUUACACACUCUCGCCGCAAACCUAUCCGAUUUAGCAUCUCCGUGGCGUCAACCAAUAAAGAGAGUAACCAUGUUAUGCCUACUGCCACUCUCAUGCUCCCUGAGGAGAGCCUCCUGAACGCUCGGCUUUUUAACCUGACGAAGCGGUACUACACAGCCAUGCUCCUGUGGGUGAAGGGAAUUCGCGAUAAUGAUGGGUUACCAUCGCUCUCGGACUUGCUGAACGCCCAGUUUUGUGAUUGGGCCAAGGCCGCGGACGAGGGUAGUGAUGAGUCUUUGGUGGUGUCGAGGCACUUGUGGGAGGCCUACAGAGCCGUUGGCUCAAAGCCCAUCGGAAUGAAGUCUGCUUUAACGGACAAGGAACCGAAAAAGACCCACGUAUUCACGAACGGUGGCUGCUUUAGGGGAUUCUAA